AUGAGAAGAAACUUCACUUUGGUGAGUGAGUUCAUUCUCCUGGGACUCACCAAUCGCCUGGAAUUGCAGAUUCUCUUCUUCCCCCUAUUUCUAGCCGUUUACAUGGUCACAGUGGCAGGAAAUUUGGGCGUGAUUAUGCUCAUCCAGGUCAAUGUCCGGCUCCACACACCCAUGUACUUUUUCCUGAGCCACUUAUCCUUUGCAGAUCUGUGCUUCUCCACCAAUGUGACUCCAAAGAUGCUGGAGAUUUUCCUCUCAGAGAAGAAAACCAUUUCCUAUUCUGCUUGUCUGGUGCAGUGUUACUUCUUUAUCACCUUGGUCCAUGUGGAGAUCUAUAUCCUGGCCGUGAUGGCCUUUGACCGGUACAUGGCCAUCUGCAACCCUCUACUUUAUGGCAGCAAAAUAUUCAAGAGUGUCUGUACAUCCCUCAUCACAGUGCCUUAUGUGUAUGGAGCUCUCACUGGGCUGAUGGAGACCAUGUGGACCUACAACCUGGCCUUCUGUGGCCCCAAUGAGAUUAACCACUUCUACUGUGCUGACCCUCCACUGAUUAAGCUGGCUUGUUCUGACACUUACAACAAAGAGACAUCAAUGCUUGUUGUGGCUGGGUGUAACCUUUCCUUUUCACUCCUCAUUAUCCUUGUUUCCUAUUUUUAUAUUUUUCCUGCCAUCCUGAGGAUCCGCUCUACAGAGGGCAGACACAAAGCUUUCUCUACCUGUGGUGCCCAUCUGACAGCUGUCACCAUAUUCUAUGCAACUCUUUUUCUCAUGUAUCUCAGACCCCCCUCAAAGGAAUCUGUGGAACAGAGGAAAAUGGUGGCUGUAUUUUAUACCACGGUUAUCCCCAUGUUGAACCCCAUGAUUUAUAGCCUUAGAAAUAAAGAUGUGAAAGAGGCAUUUACCAAAAGGUUGUUGAGAAAAAAACUACUUUCUUAACAUAUCUUAUUAUUCUUUGUUCCCAAAAGUUUAUCUAGACCAUUUUGUCAAGAUUUAGGAAAGAACCAGUGAUAAAAUGGGAAAUCAGGUAUACCAAGUUAGAACUCUGCAUUUUAAAACUGUCAUAAUAUAAAUAUAUAAAAUGUUGAUUGCAAAGUUUUACCUGCUUGUUAUACUCAUUCAUAUUAAUUAGUUUUUUGUUUUUGUUUUUUUUUUAGUUCUUUGUUAGGCAUAUAGUAGAAUGAUAUUUCUAGUCAUUUUGGG
Molecule: messenger RNA, 1200 nt
Organism: Loxodonta africana (African savanna elephant)
Lineage: Eukaryota; Metazoa; Chordata; Mammalia; Proboscidea; Elephantidae
Product: olfactory receptor 5M8-like
Exons: 1
Coding region: 1-936 (311 amino acids)
Biological process (GO): G protein-coupled receptor signaling pathway; sensory perception of smell
Cellular component (GO): membrane
Molecular function (GO): odorant binding; G protein-coupled receptor activity; olfactory receptor activity
Source: RefSeq, a predicted model, not a curated record